Ustilago hordei is the source of this 336-nucleotide messenger RNA. RefSeq lists its product as uncharacterized. The coding region runs from base 1 to 336 and encodes 111 amino acids. Lineage: Eukaryota; Fungi; Basidiomycota; Ustilaginomycetes; Ustilaginales; Ustilaginaceae. The transcript has a single exon. The record is from RefSeq and is a predicted model, not a curated record.
AUGGUCAAGCUGAACGCAAUGCUGGAAUCACAUGGUUGGGAUACUGUGGACCAUCAGCAGAUGCCAGCAAUCAAGCUGCACGAUUCAUGCCGCGGCAUCGGACCCCUCGAGCACUUCGUUUCUCGCUCCUUCAGCGAGACAUUUGCGACAUUGACAACAAUUGUCGUCACCGGUGUACUCGACGACUUCGGUAUAGAAUCUCAAGGUGCGGCGCGCCAGUCUAUAGCUUGCACCGAGACAAGACAAACGGAGGCGGCAACGGCAAUGGCGAUAAUGGCAGAAAGAGGAGGCGCGGUAUGGAAGAGAAGGGGCGGCUGGGAGCGGUUCAGCUGGUAA